AUGUAUGACAACAUCUCUGAUUUCACAAGAUAUGAUGACGACCAUGACCCCGAACACGGUGAAGAAGAAGUUUUACAAACAUCCAUUAAGACAGGAAAGGUUUUAACUCAAAGUCUCAUUAUUGACACCAAAGAUGGCGAAGUGGACGUUCUUCAAGAGCUGAAGAAAAAUACUUCUUCGGGAGGUGGUGGUAGGCAUGAACUUGAAAUAAAUGAGAUAGAAGAGAAAUUAGCCGAAAAAGCAGAUAAAGAACAUAAACACAAUAUCUCCGAUAUAAAUGAACUUCAAGCUACAUUAAAUAGUAAAGCGGACAAAAAUGAACUUGACGCAAUGAACAAAGUUUUGAAAUCUCAUAAACACAACAUCUCCGAUAUAAAUGAACUUCAAGCUACAUUAGACAGUAAAGCUGACAAGAACCAUACACAUAAAUCCUUCACUACUGUUAGAGCAGACGACAUAAUACUGAACUUUGACCUUGGUUCAAGUGCACCAUUAGAAAAUCCAAGUACAAGCGUAAAAGAUACUCUUAACAAUUUAGAUAAGAGUUGCAGGAAUAUCGAAGAUCAUGCCAGAAACUUUGAAGCAUAUGAACUACCCGCAAUGUUAGAUAAGAAAGCAGACAAAACAGAGCUUCAAACAUUAAAGACUCAGAUUCUUGAAACAUUAUAUCCUAUAGGUUCUAUUUAUACGUCAAUGAAUUCAACAAAUCCAGAAACAGUUUUAGGUUUUGGUACUUGGGAACAGAUUGUAGACAAAUUCUUAUACUGUGCUAACUCUUCAAAGCAAACAGGUGGUUCGAAGAAAAUUACUGAAGCAAACUUACCUGCGCACACUCAUACAGGAACUACAAACUUUUCUGGCGACCAUAGCCACUCAUUAAGAGACCAUCCAUUAUACAACUCAGAAUAUAAAGCUGGCAAUGACGUUUUAUCUCCAUCUUAUAACAAUGCAGCAAAAAAGACUUUUCGACCAACUGAACCAGGAGGAAAUCAUGUCCAUACUUUCACAACAAAUCCAACAGGCUCGGGUGCAGAUUAUAUGCCACCAUUUAUGACUGUAUUCGCAUGGUAUAGAGUUCAAUGA
Molecule: messenger RNA, 1083 nt
Organism: Trichomonas vaginalis G3
Lineage: Eukaryota; Parabasalia; Trichomonadida; Trichomonadidae
Product: keratin-associated protein family
Exons: 1
Coding region: 1-1083 (360 amino acids)
Source: RefSeq, a predicted model, not a curated record